Messenger RNA from Alternaria arbusti, 636 nucleotides. RefSeq lists its product as uncharacterized. Lineage: Eukaryota; Fungi; Ascomycota; Dothideomycetes; Pleosporales; Pleosporaceae. The transcript has 3 exons. The coding region runs from base 1 to 636 and encodes 211 amino acids. The record is from RefSeq and is a predicted model, not a curated record.
AUGACGAACGCGCAAUCCCGACCCCUGGGGUUCCUCGACUUGCCUACAGAAUUGCGACUGAUGAUGUAUGAGCUUCUGCCGAACCGUACCAUUCGUACUCGAUAUGUCAAGCGCAGCAGCGACGGAACGACUGAGAGCAGCUUCACUAUCAUCACGUACACCGCACCUACCGCUAUCUUGGCCACCUGCAAGACCAUCAACAGCGAAGCAGCAACCAUCCUCCUCAAGACCACACAGCAACUACUACCCGGAAGAGUCGUCGAGCGGUUUCCUUAUCUCACUGGCACUGCGCCCAAGAUCGAGGCGGAAAUCCCCGCUUUCUAUAUCCUCAGUGCGCGGAAAGGAGUGGUCAAGGCAGCCAUUGACUGUGACGUACAUUUGGAGGAUGAUAUCGACCCGCGGCGGUUUGCCCACCCUUCCCGCAUCUUUCACAUUGCCGUUUCGAAGGGCGCCAGAGAUCAGAUGGACACAGUCAACGCGGUCAAAGACUUCGGUAGAGCUUUAAGCGUACUUGACUCCACACGCGACAUUCGUGUCAGUAUUCACGCCCUUGCCUCAGCAUCAGAAGAGACCAAUGCCGCGGUAUGGAAGGAGGAUUACAACCGAUUCUGGGGCGAGGGCGAGUGGAAGCUCUGA